This is a messenger RNA of Linum trigynum, 579 nucleotides long. The record is from the annotation of a GenBank genome assembly. NCBI's taxonomy places the organism in Eukaryota, Viridiplantae, Streptophyta, Magnoliopsida, Malpighiales, Linaceae.
AUGUAUGAGAGGCAAUCGACUCAAAAUAAAGCCUCACUCAUUCGAAGAAUUGUGAACUUGAAGUACAAGGAUGGGCAUUUGUCGGAUAGUUGGGAGACUUUGGUGGUCUCACUUAGCAACUCAGCACCUAAUGGCAAGUUGACGAUGGACAUUGUCAAGGAUAGCAUGUUGAAUGAAGAGGCAAGGAGAAAAGAGUUGGGGAUUGCAUCAGAGUCACAUGCUUUGGUGGCGGAUAAUUCUGGAAGUCGUGGAAGAAACAUAAAUCGAAAUUCCAACUUCAAGAACUCUCAAAAUUUAAGUAACAGCCGAUGGAGAUCAAAAGGGAGAUCAAAAUCAGUGUCAAGACCAAGAGGAGAAAUAACAUGUUAUCAUUGCAACCAGCCCAGACACAUGACGAGAGAGUGCAGAAUCUUGAAACGAGAACAAGCUAGAGGAAGAGGUGUGGAAAACCGAGAAAAAGAUGAAACUACUGAUGCUGCCACAGAUGGUGAUGUAGUCAUUGUUUGUGAUGCUAGUUUGUUAACCUUACUUGUCAAGAGAGUACAUGGGUUGUUGACUCGGGUGCCUCAUUCCAUGUGA